Nannospalax galili (Upper Galilee mountains blind mole rat) is the source of this 560-nucleotide messenger RNA. RefSeq names its product hemoglobin subunit zeta-like. Gene Ontology annotation, molecular function: oxygen binding; organic acid binding; peroxidase activity. Bases 53 to 481 code for a protein of 142 amino acids. NCBI's taxonomy places the organism in Eukaryota, Metazoa, Chordata, Mammalia, Rodentia, Spalacidae. Gene Ontology annotation, cellular component: haptoglobin-hemoglobin complex; hemoglobin complex; blood microparticle. Gene Ontology annotation, biological process: oxygen transport; hydrogen peroxide catabolic process. The record is from RefSeq and is a predicted model, not a curated record. The transcript is spliced from 3 exons.
CCAGUCCUGAGUGCACUCAGCUCCAGCACAGCCUCCAGCCUUCACCACCACCAUGUCUCUGACCAAGAAUGAGAGAGCCACCCUCAUGUCCAUGUGGGACAAGAUUGCCCUGCAGGCUGAAUCUGUUGGUACUGAGACUCUGGAGAGGCUCUUUGCCAGCUACCCCCAGACGAAGACCUACUUCCCACACUUCGACCUGUACCAGGGGUCGCAGCAGCUGAGUGCCCACGGCGCCAAGGUUGUGGCCGCUGUGGGAGAGGCCGUUAAGAACCUCGACAACCUCCGGGGAGCCAUGACCAAGCUGAGCGAGCUGCAUGCCUACAUCCUGCGUGUGGACCCGGUCAACUUCAAGUUCCUGUCCCACUGCUUGUUGGUCACCCUGGCUGCUCGUUUCCCCGCCGACUUCACAGCUGAAGUCCACGAAUCCUGGGACAAGUUCCUGUCGAUCCUGUCUUCCAUCCUGACAGAGAAGUACCGCUAAGCGCCGCGGACACGACCCCCCAAGGAUGGGCCACGACCUCCAGGAUGGGCCACGACCCCAUCUCCUCCCUGUCCCUAAA